Molecule: messenger RNA, 1219 nt
Organism: Gastrolobium bilobum
Lineage: Eukaryota; Viridiplantae; Streptophyta; Magnoliopsida; Fabales; Fabaceae
Exons: 7
Coding region: 157-744 (195 amino acids)
Biological process (GO): intracellular protein transport; vesicle-mediated transport
Cellular component (GO): cytoplasm
Molecular function (GO): GTP binding; GTPase activity
Source: RefSeq, a predicted model, not a curated record
GUUUUCCCAAAUCCAACGCAAGGGGGAAGGUAGGUAGGAAGGAAAAGAAAGCCAUUGAAAUCCUUUCCCUUUGAAUUCCAAGGUUCAUAAUCUGUGUUGUGAUUACAAAUCGCAAAAUCGAAAAUCGUUUUGAUUUGAUUUGAUCGCAUAGUCAUCAUGGGUCAAGCUUUUCGGAAGCUUUUCGAUUCCUUCUUCGGCAAUACUGAGAUGCGGGUUGUCAUGCUUGGUCUUGAUGCUGCUGGCAAAACAACUAUACUCUACAAGCUUCACAUUGGAGAAGUUUUAUCUACUGUUCCUACAAUUGGUUUCAAUGUGGAGAAGGUUCAGUAUAAGAAUGUUAUUUUCACGGUUUGGGAUGUUGGAGGGCAAGAGAAAUUAAGGGCACUUUGGAGGCACUAUUUUAGCAACACGGAUGGUUUGAUAUAUGUUGUGGAUAGUCUGGACCGCGAGAGAAUCGGGAAAGCAAAGCAGGAAUUUCAGACAAUCAUAAAUGACCCAUUUAUGCUCAACAGUAUCAUCUUGGUGUUAGCCAACAAACAGGACCUGAAAGGAGCAAUGACGCCAAGGGAAGUAUGUGAAGGAUUAGGUCUCUUUGAUCUCAAGAAUAGAGCAUGGCAGAUACAAGGCACUUGUGCGCUUAGAGGAGAUGGCCUUUACGAGGGCUUGGACUGGCUGUCCUCAACUCUGAAGGAGAGAAAAGCUGCUGGAUACUCUUCAAUAGGACUAGGAACUUCAUCCUUCUAAUUUUCCAGGUCUUUUGGCCUUGGGAUUUGGCGAUUGAUGAAUGUAUAGUGUGUGGCCAGUUCUAAACUGCUGUGAUUGGUAAUCAAAUUUUUGGUUUACAUCUGAAGCUGAUGAAGUAUAUAGUUGCUUCGUGUUUCAGGGUACUAAAGAUAUGUUACUUGCUCCACUUAAAGAUGUUUGUGCAUGACGAAUGAUUAACUAAAUUCUGUUGCCAUAUUGGUAUCCCUCAUUAAGGUCAUGGAUGCUGGAUCAUUUGUUCAUUCUCUCUCGGUUUCCCCCUUCCUACUCUGGUAUAUCUGGUUGGCUGUGCAUUUGGUGCCGAGAUUAAUGAAAAUAAUGAUUCUGACAAAUACAUUGGGUGCUUGUCAUGAUUUUCUUUUCGGUAACUUCUUAUUUUGAUUCAAUUUAGUUGGGUGGUUGCAAUUAUUUCCCUUUCCAUUUGCUUAGAAUAAUAUGCCUGUCUCUUCUAUUGGAA